Molecule: messenger RNA, 1249 nt
Organism: Paecilomyces variotii
Lineage: Eukaryota; Fungi; Ascomycota; Eurotiomycetes; Eurotiales; Thermoascaceae
Product: arsenic resistance protein ArsH
Exons: 2
Coding region: 233-1165 (310 amino acids)
Molecular function (GO): oxidoreductase activity
Source: RefSeq, a predicted model, not a curated record
GAUCCGAUUAGAUCGCGGGUUUUUCUUUUGCCGUCCACAUCCGCCUCUACCUUGUGGCUUAGCCUGCUACUUUUGGUUAUGCGGGACCAAUCAGGAUCUCCUAGUGACAUGGCUAUGUUGCGUGCGAGCUAUUGAUCUCUCUUUGUAUAUAUAUCAAAAAUAUAGCUUCCUCAAACAUUUCAAUUUCUGUAUAUCUGGGGAUUGGAUUUCAAGAGGUGUGCGGUCUUUACUCAUGUAUUCUGGUCUCAGAGCAUCCCUGAGACUCAACACCCGUCCGGCUUUACCAAGACCACGCCACAGAUAUUCUCUUACAACCAUGGGAUAUACCGCUGGAAGCGAGAAAACAUAUCGAUCUCUCGCAAUAUCAGAAAAGGACGAUGACCGCGAUAUCCGUCAGAAAUAUCGUCCGUUCAUCCUCGAAGAGGACAGCGGAGCCGAGGGUUGUUGGGUUAACGACCUAGAAUUAACCACCGUGCUGGACAUGGCGGAGAAAGAUCUGCGGAAUACGAAUCAGAGACUGAAAGUCCUCGUGUUAUAUGGAAGUCUUCGCAAGAGAUCAUAUUCGCGUCUUGUUGCGUAUGAAGCUUCGCGGAUACUAUUCCGGCUAGGUUGUGAUGUGCGCGUUUUCGAUCCGGAAGGGUUGCCAGUGAAGAAUGAUAGAGAGCAUAAUCAUCCUAAGGUGCAAGAGCUCAGGGAGUUGAGUGUAUGGAGUGAUGGACAUGUUUGGGUUUCUCCUGAACAGCAUGGUAACUUGACCGCGGUAUUCAAGAACCAAAUCGACUGGAUUCCACUCAGUACCGGCAGUGUUCGCCCAACGCAGGGCAGGACCCUUGCAAUCGCGCAAGUGUGCGGCGGAUCGCAAUCAUUCAAUGCGGUCAACUCAUUACGUAUCCUCGGGAGGUGGAUGAGGAUGUUUACCAUCCCGAACCAGUCUUCAAUUCCGAAGGCAUACACACAUUUCCCCGAUGAAGGACAACCUGGUGAUCAACGGCUUAUGCCUAGCGGAAACAGGGAUCGACUGGUGGAUUGCAUGGAGGAAUUUGUCAAAUAUACGAUUUUGAUGAGGCCGCAUCUAGAUCUUUUUGCGGAUCGAUAUAGUGAACGAGAGGAGAGGAGGAUUAAAGAGAAGAAGGCGGCGAAUGGGGCUACUUCAUCAACUAACUAGAAAACAUACAACUACUGGAUGACGGUCGCUUUCAUGAAGCGAUAGCAACAUUUCCCGCAAGAUGCCGCAUUAUUCUGUCGAUUC